Molecule: messenger RNA, 1319 nt
Organism: Syngnathus typhle (broad-nosed pipefish)
Lineage: Eukaryota; Metazoa; Chordata; Actinopteri; Syngnathiformes; Syngnathidae
Product: hyccin-like
Exons: 8
Coding region: 222-1190 (322 amino acids)
Biological process (GO): protein localization to plasma membrane; phosphatidylinositol phosphate biosynthetic process
Cellular component (GO): plasma membrane
Source: RefSeq, a predicted model, not a curated record
AGGUGCGCCGUGCUGCAGAACAAGUGAAGUGUCUCGUUAAACGUGCGCGCGACCCUUCAACCGUUGCAGCUGCACGGCACGCCGCAGCUCGGCUUGAGGCGAAAGGUAGGAAGGAAGGAGGAGACCGGGGAGGGGAGGGAAAUGGCGAACUGCCACCGGCGACGACGGUGCGCCUGUUGAGGAGCUCCACGCGGACACACGCUCGCGUCCGGCUAGCCGUCAUGGACGACUCGGAGCCCGCAGAGGACGGCCUGCUCGCGGGUUUGCGCUGGAACCGGAGCGCGCGGGACCAAGCUCAGCUCAAGCACAAAAUCCGGGACCUCCCGGGACUACUAAAACACGGGCUGCACCUGCGGAAGAAAAGCCAAUCACCUGACACAAUCCCCGGACCAAGUGCUGGGCCGACGGUAAAUAAGUCAUGCUCCCAGAGUUUUCCCUGCGCUGGCCGUGCUGUGAGAAAUGGUUUCCUUUCCCAUGGACCGUACCCAGCUAAAGACAAGAUACAUUUGGCCAGAAUCAUACGAGUGUGUAUAUGCGGUUACCCGCGGCAACAGAUACGGCGCUAUAAAGGUAUUAGCACACGGAUGACGGUUACAUCAGAGUUCUUGGUUCAGCUCCUCACAGGGAUACACUACGCAUUGUGUAACGGAGAAGCGGAACUCGGAUCCAAAGCUUUGGAUGACGUCCUGUAUCGGGCCCAGCUCGAGUUGUUCCCGGAAGCGCUCUUGGUGGGCAACGCCAUCAAGUCGACGCAGCAGGGCGCGGCUCUGAAAAGCAACACCAAGGAGGGUGCACGUAGCAUCCAGGUGGAGAUCACACCCACCGCUUCCAGGAUCUCUCGGAAUGCUGUCACGUCGCUCUCUAUCAGGGGCCACCGCUGGAAACGACACGAGUCCCAGGAGGUGAGUGUAGACAGUGAGGCCGCGCCGGGGGGCGUGGCCAUCCCCGAUAUCAGUGUGACGGGCGUGAGCAGCGAGCGAAUGCCCAACGGAGAAUCCCUGCGAGCGCGCUCCGACGGCCGCACCUACCCGGACGGCGAAACUUUGGGAGGUGCCUCCGAUGUCAGCCCGGAACCCCGAAGUCAUGAGUCCAGCAUGCGGGGGCAGGAGGUCAGGAGGCAGAAGUCUGUGAGGCGAAUGCUGGAAAACGAGAGUUCCGGGUCGGCCUCCAUAGGGAGGAGCCAGCACUAAGUUCUUCCUUCCCCUUGCCCCAAUCCUGGGGUAACCUAGACGCAGUGGAUCUGGGUUCCCCGGAUGAGCUGAUGGAUAUUUCGGAGGCGGACGAAGGCGGGAUGGCGCCUGACACAAACCCACCCACCA